This is a messenger RNA of Physcomitrium patens, 2334 nucleotides long. RefSeq lists its product as uncharacterized. The record is from RefSeq and is a predicted model, not a curated record. NCBI's taxonomy places the organism in Eukaryota, Viridiplantae, Streptophyta, Bryopsida, Funariales, Funariaceae.
CUCGGACACGGCGGCGCGCUACAGUUACAGCUUUGCUUGUGGGGGGGCUGGGCUUGUAAUCGGGGGACAGGGAGAUUGUUUCCCUGCCUCAAGCUGCCUGAAUCCUCCUCUUGGAUCGCCUCGGUACUGCUUGUGUACGCUCCCCACCCUACCGGGGAUCGUGAAUGUGCUCUUGGAUAUAGAGGGGUUUUCCUUCGGGCUGCCUGAUGGUUCCCACUGGAGAUCGAUCUUGAGGGCGGUGUAGGUGUUGAGUGUGAGCUCAGCGGUGCGACACUGCCUUGUCCUACUCACGAGCGCGUCUUAGCUGCACCGUGUAUUGCAAAAGGUCUCGGUCUGUAUGUUUGUUGUCAACCACGCGGUGUUCAUUGGAAUGUGGGCGUGACUUAGCUACAGACCGCUGUCUGUGACGGUAACCGACUCCUCGUGUUUGUCAGGUGAUUUGCCGUCAGCGCCGUGUUGCACAUUCUCGUUUCGAUUGUUCUCAACUGAGGCGCUGCUUGGGGUAGAAGCUCUGUCGUUCGAUUCACAUGAAAGUUUUCUUGUUCAGAUUGAGAGUUAGAGCUGUUUCCAGUGACGUUGAGCCCGGAGAUCAUAGCUGUGGAUGUAGAGGUCCGCGGAACAGGCAGUUUGAGUCUUAGUUCGCCUUUGAUUCAACUUUAAAGCUCCAUUCUCACAGCAAUCUUGUGUGACACUUAUAUUUUAAAGGUUUGUAACAUUGCCUCUGUUGUUUCUGGAGUAAAAUCCGUGAAACUUUCAACGCAUAAACUCGGGAAGCUCGGGGAAUGACAGUAAACAGAACCAUGGACACAGAUGAUGUUCUUCUGGGUAACGUCUUACUUGAAUCUGCAUCAAAUGUGGACAAGGACGGUGUUAUGGAUUCACCAGAUGGAGAGAUCAAGCGAGUGAUAUGUCAGAAACAGAGGGAGCCUGAACCUGAGUUUGAGAAUCCCAAGUCGAGGCUGAGGAUUGUAUCUCGUAACUGGGAGAAACCUAAGGGAGACGUCAUUCUGGAUCCUGAGUUUCUAAGCGAGGGUGAGAAGCUGGUAGCUGGAGAGGACCUUAAAAUGAAGCCUGGUCUUCCCAGUCCGCUACCCCGAGCAAGAACUUCUUUCGUGGCCCCAAUGUCUCCUCGAUUUUCACCUGGAGAGCAUGCAGAUUUGCUCGAGAAGAACUCGUACCUCGAGUCGGCACUGAAGAAGAGCAUGCUUGAAAACGAGGCGUUGAAGCGUGAGUUUGAAGAGGAUAAGAACAAUUUGCUAGAGAGCCUUGAGCGUCUUGAGCUUGCGAAUGAGCAGCUGCUCGCUGGUGGCGAGAACUCUGGCAUGGAGCAGCUUCAGAUGGAGCUUACCAGGCUGCAGAAGCAUAAUACCUUGCUUUCCCAAAGAGAGCGGGAGCUACAGUUUCAGCUCAGUACUAAGGAUAUGCUCCAGAAAGAAGUGCAGCAUCUGCAAGAGUUGAACGAGCAAUUACUAGAAACUAGGGCCGGAGAUGGAGACUCUGAAUCCGGCAACAAGAUGCUGGAGAGGAUCAUGACUCUGGAAACCGAGCUUGCAGAGGCAAUGGAGGUGAACAACUUGUACAAAUCACAGCUCCACACUGCCUUCGCUGAGUCUAAAGAUGCUGCAGGUGCACCUGCUGCCAGUGGAGACGAGGAGCUCACCAAACUACGUGCUCAAGUGAAGUCACUUGAGGGAGAGUUGCAGGAUCUUCGCGAUCGGUAUUUUGUCAUGAGCAUUCGUCUUGCGGAGAGAGAAGCUCAGCAUGAAGAAGCGAUGAUGAAAGUUCGAAGACUUCAGAGUCCAAUCAAGCAUUUCACUGGCUCAUUUAAAUGAUCACGUCCGAAUAUCUAGUUCUACAGCAAGCGCCAAUCAGAACAUGUAACAGAUCUAACAGUAAUAAGUGGUUGACAAAUGAAAAAUAAUGGCAGAAUUCCUUCAAAUAGACUCGUGAGUGGCUGUCAUUCCACGUUCACCUUGACUAUAAUACCUUCCUUUUCACCGACUGUUGUCGGGCUGGAAUAAUUGUGCACAUUUUAGGGGAACAGCGGCGAGCGUCGGCCAAUCCACUCAGCCUAUGAUUUGUACAUACUUUUCAAUGUGGAGAGAAGUAUGAUAAUCUUCUUCUGUAAGUACCUGCAUAGCUUUGACUGCAAGGUUGCGUAAUAUUUUAGUAAUGUCCGAGUCGAUGGCCAAAUAUCCAGUGACGAUGAUAGGAUAUGGUUAAAUUUAUUGGCUGUUGAGACAUGGCAACAAGUUUGAUAAUACUGAGGAUCUAGGCUGAUACUCAGUCCUCUAAUGAGAUAUGUCGGAUUACCGAACAUAUUGAAUGUCGAUC